This is a messenger RNA of Ostertagia ostertagi, 390 nucleotides long. The record is from the annotation of a GenBank genome assembly. Lineage: Eukaryota; Metazoa; Nematoda; Chromadorea; Rhabditida; Trichostrongylidae.
AUGACGUCCCUAACUAACCACACACCAACUGGAUACUACAGCGGACCUCAGCACAACCAACGUUCUCGCGGAAUAAGCGUGCAGUCCGGGGACCGAUCACCACCAGCAUAUGAAUCGGACCGGGGAUUUAGCGAAACGACACCGCUGUUGGGCCCUUGCAGAUCACUGCCUUCGGUUGUGGGAUAUGAUAGUGCUCGAUCAGUGUCUGAUUAUCCUGGACCAUCAACUGCACGAUCACUGCCUUCGGUUGUGGGAUAUGAUAGUGCUCGAUCAGUGUCUGAUUAUCCUGGACCAUCAACUGCACGGUCUGAGGACGGGCGAACUGAAAUGAGACGAAAGAAGAAACGAAUGCGGAAAUACCAUCGAAUCGAAACGCAUAAAAUGAGGUGA